This is a messenger RNA of Centropristis striata (black sea bass), 642 nucleotides long. RefSeq lists its product as uncharacterized. The record is from RefSeq and is a predicted model, not a curated record. Gene Ontology annotation, biological process: cellular response to lipopolysaccharide; T cell costimulation; immune response. Gene Ontology annotation, cellular component: external side of plasma membrane. The transcript is spliced from 3 exons. Lineage: Eukaryota; Metazoa; Chordata; Actinopteri; Perciformes; Serranidae. The coding region runs from base 1 to 642 and encodes 213 amino acids.
AUGGAGCUUUUCACCCUGAUGUUUCUGCUGUCAGCAGCAGCUGCUGAAGAGAUAACAGUUUCCCCUGGAGAUGAUGUGACUCUGAGUUGUGAGGCUGGUAGCGGCUUCAUCAGAGCGGUGGAGUGGACCAGACCUGACCUGGAGGAAGAAGAGUACGUCCUCUUUUACACCGAUGGACACUCAGACCCAAAGCAGCAGCAUGAGUCCUUCAGGGACAGGGUGCAGCUGGUGGACAGACAGCUACAGGACAGAGACGUGUCUUUAAUUCUGAAGAACGUGACGAACAACGAUGCUGGAACGUACGAGUGUCGAGUUUCUCUGGACGCUUCAAGACGAAACAAGAGAGCCAUCAUUGGGGACGAGGAGCCGAUCAGUGUCAUCCAUCUGAUGGUCAAAGACAGAGAUUCUUCUGAUGAAAACCCAGAGGGUGGAAACUUCUCUCGUGGUAACCUUGGACUGGUGUUAGCUGUUGUUGGUGUGGUGCUGGUUUGUUGCAUUGCUGUAGUUCUUAUCUGGAAACACAACCAAACAGAGGCAGAGAAUUCCACACCACCUGCAGCUUCAUCAGACCCAGCAGGCGUUGGGCUCAUCAACAUGUCACCGUCCUCUCUGCAGCCGGCUGCUGACUCACCUCCUGUGUGA